UCAAUGAAUUUUUACUUUUACACUUUCAAGAUAAUAAUUGAAGGGUAAAAUAGAAAAAUAUUAAAGGAUAAAAUACACAAAGAUUAUGUUUCCUCGUUAAGUUAGAAUCCUCAAAGAGAUCAACAAAUGGUGACAAAGGGAGUAUAUCCUAAGAUUUCGAAAAUUGUGUUCCCUCGUUGAGUUAGAAUCCCAAAAGGGACCAACAAAGAGGGAGUAUACCCCUAGAUUUCGCUGAUAUAUGCGGCUAUAUGUAUAUACUGUAACCCACCUCCCUAGACCACUAUAUAUAUGGAGAGAGAGAGGGGGGGGAGAGAGAGAGUGUGUGAUAGGAGAGGUAGAUUAGGCGGGUUUUUUGAGAAGAAAGAGUGAUAAUGAAGACAAGAGCAAGUGUGGGUGUAGUAGUUAGGAUCAUGUUUGUGUUGCUAAUGGUAAUGACUAUUUCUAGUUAUGUCUGUGCUUCGUUCUCUCCCCUUCAACCCCACCGAGAUAAUUACAUCCUCAGAAGAAAUCUCCUCGCCAAUAGCCUUGCCAAUACUCCUCCAAUGGGGUGGAACAGUUGGAAUCACUUCAGCUGCGGAAUCGAUGAGAAGAUGAUCAAAGAAACUGCUGAUGCUCUGGUUUCAACUGGUCUUGCUGAACUUGGUUACAAAUACGUCAAUAUAGAUGAUUGCUGGGCCGAAAUUGCUCGUGACACUAAGGGAAACCUAGUGCCGAAGAAAUCCACAUUUCCAUCUGGCAUUAAAGCUCUUGCAGACUAUGUCCAUGGCAAAGGUCUUAAGCUAGGAAUCUACUCGGAUGCAGGCUAUCUUACUUGUAGCAAAACCAUGCCCGGCUCACUUGGUCAUGAAGAAACUGAUGCCAAAACCUUUGCCUCGUGGGGCAUCGAUUAUUUGAAGUACGACAACUGUAACAACGAUGGUUCUAAGCCAACUGUUCGGUACCCUGUAAUGACCCGAGCUCUAAUGAACGCAGGCCGUCCCAUAUUCUUCUCGCUAUGUGAAUGGGGAGACUUGCACCCUGCUUUAUGGGGUGCCAAGGUUGGAAAUAGCUGGAGAACUACCAAUGAUAUUGCUGAUACAUGGGAAAGUAUGGUAUCUAGAGCUGAUAUGAACGAAGUUUAUGCCGAGUACGCAAGGCCUGGGGGUUGGAACGAUCCUGACAUGCUUGAGGUGGGAAAUGGAGGGAUGAACAAAAGCGAAUAUAUCGUCCAUUUUAGUGUAUGGGCUGUUUCCAAGGCUCCUCUUCUCAUCGGCUGCGACGUGAGAAAUGCAACAAAAGAGACCAUGGAAAUCAUUGGGAAUAAGGAGGUGAUUGCUGUUAACCAAGAUCCACUUGGUGUUCAAGCUAAAAAGGUCCGAAUGGAAGGAGAUCUUGAGAUUUGGGCAGGGCCGCUUUCUAGAUAUCGAGUGGUUCUAGUCCUGCUCAACCGGGGUCCUUCGCGCAAUCCUAUCACGGCUCAUUGGGAUGAUAUUGGAAUUCCUCCCCAUAGCGUUGUAAAAGCAAGAGAUCUUUGGGAGCACGAGACUCUGAAGGAACGAUUCGCGGGGAACCUAACAGCUUAUGUGGAUUCUCAUGCAUGCAAGAUGUAUAUCUUGAAGCCCAUUGCUUGAAACAAAACUAAUUAACAAGAGAUCAGAAGCAUGCAAGUUUGUAGUGGAAUUUUUGAGUACUUGUUGGAUCUCCUUAGUCCCUUUUGCUCUAAUUUUUUAGUACAAUAAUGGUUUCAAUUUGAGUAAAACUUUCUCAAUGAUGCAAAUUGAGAUAUCUAGCCCUGUCAAUAAAGCAUGGAUGCACAAUUAAUUUUUACCGGUGUUUGCCAAUUAAUUGUAACUAAGCAGAUUGGAUGCCGGGAUCUAUGCCAUAGUGUUCCAUGAAA
Messenger RNA from Rhododendron vialii, 1876 nucleotides. RefSeq names its product alpha-galactosidase 1-like. Lineage: Eukaryota; Viridiplantae; Streptophyta; Magnoliopsida; Ericales; Ericaceae. The transcript is spliced from 15 exons. Gene Ontology annotation, molecular function: hydrolase activity, hydrolyzing O-glycosyl compounds. Bases 372 to 1610 code for a protein of 412 amino acids. Gene Ontology annotation, biological process: carbohydrate metabolic process. The record is from RefSeq and is a predicted model, not a curated record.